ACUGAGCCAAGCCUAAAUUCAGAAUUGAGAAUCACACUGAUCAUAGUACAUGUCUGACAUGUAGGAAGUGUUCAGUGUUCAGACCAAUCCUACAUUGCUUUAUCCCCCAAUCAAAUAUCUACAUUGGAAAUAGAAACAAAGACCCAGAGUAGGUCACAGGUGUGGCAUGAUGCUAGGAGACUGUGUCUAACUGCAAGCACAGUGAAACAAGUCCCCAAACGACACACCACAGAGCCCCAAAGAUUUCUCAAUGAGCACGUGUACCCCACCUUCACUGGGAACGCAGCCACAAAAUAUGGCUCUGAAAAUGAAGUGAGGGUCAUCACACUCCUUUAGAGCAGAGGGCAUGAUGUGCACAACAGAGGCCUUGUGGUUCAUCCUGACCACCCCUGGUUGGCAGCCAGUCCAGAUGGGAUCCUUGAUGGGACAAAACUUCUCGAGAUCAAGUGCCCCUUCAAGAGUCAGAUGUCUCUUGAAGAACUUCUCACCCGGCCAAACGGUGACAUCAAAAUCUUGGAGGAUGGAAAGUACCUCAUUUGUCCAAAUGGAAGAGCUGGAUACUACCUUCAGGUAUCCCGGGUGUUUGGGGCUAUGAAGACCCAGAUCCCCCAACCCGGGACCAUCACCAGGGGGAUGCAGACUGUUACUUUAAUCCCGGGAGAUGGAAUUGGUCGAGAGAUAUCCACGGCUGUUAUGAAGAUUUUUGAUGCAGAUUGAUCGAGAAGAGGAACGAAAUUUCCGGUGGCUCUACAAGGCGCUCCAGAAAGUUCAGCACGCUGCGCUAUUUAAAACCAGCCAUCUUCGCCAGGAGACAGACAGAAACAGAGACGACGUAGGUUACAUAGGCAACAUCAGGA
This is a messenger RNA of Osmerus eperlanus (European smelt), 857 nucleotides long. RefSeq names its product isocitrate dehydrogenase (NAD(+)) 3 catalytic subunit alpha (gene idh3a). The transcript has 4 exons. The record is from RefSeq and is a predicted model, not a curated record. Lineage: Eukaryota; Metazoa; Chordata; Actinopteri; Osmeriformes; Osmeridae. Bases 466 to 717 code for a protein of 83 amino acids.